GCAAAAGUAUCUUAGUGUCAUCGCAACUUCAAAAAAAAAGCGAGUGACCAAAGACUUCCUAUAAAGGUUUCACAAGACCGAGAUGAAUGAUAAAUGGCACAGCACAGCUCAGAGUUAUAUUCAGACACGCUACACCAUUAACCAACAAACAUGAGCCAGAUUGAAAGCACAAUGGCUGUGGAAAAAGUCAUCUACACGUUGUUCGAGGUGCUUAUUGCUGUUAGCUGUUGUCUCGGUAACAUGUUGGUUAUUUUGGCGCUGUGGACCAGUAAAAGCAUUCAACAGCCUACCUUCUGCCUUAUUGUCUGUCUGGCUGUGGCUGACUUUAUGGUUGGCUGCGUGGCCAUACCGCUGGCGGUGGUGGUGGACGGACGAGUGAAGACUUCUUUCUACGGCUGUCUCUUCAUCAGCUGUGUGGUCAUUCUGUUGACCCUAGUCUCAGUUUUUUCUCUUUUGGCUAUUGCAGUGGACCGCUUUCUCCGGGUGUUUUUCCCUCUCAGGUACAAAAGGACUGUAACACAGAGACAUUCUUGGCUUGUAGUAGCAACAUGUUGGCUUGUUGCAAUACCACUGAGCUUUUCUCCCAUGCUUGGAUGGUGCAACCAUGAAACCUGGUCUAAGUCCGUCAACUCUACUAUUGUCUGCAAGUUUAGAGAUGUGAUCCCCAUGUCAUACCUGGUUUACUUCAACUUCUUUCUUUGCACACUGCCACCUCUGUUGGUGAUGACUGUAUUGUACGCCUACAUUUUCUGGACAAUCCGAGGAAACCUUCGAGAGAAACCAGGCAACGGUGCCCAAAACCAAUCGCAGAUGUACCUAAAGAAAGAGAGACAGCUGGCAGGAUCUCUGGCUCUGGUCUUGGCUCUGUUUGUGCUGUCCUGGCUCCCUCUCCAGAUAAUUAACUGCAUACUUUAUUUUGGUGGGCCAGAUGAUGUACCAUUAGUAGCUGUCUAUAUUGGCAUUCUGCUUUCUCAUGCUAACUCAGCUGUAAACCCAGUUGUUUAUGCGUUCAAAAUACAAAAGAUCAAGACAGCGUACCUGAAGCUCUGGAGACGGUAUAUUUCAUGUGGAGAAGAAAUUCAAGGAUCUCAGACGAGCCAGUCGACAGACAACAAUCUCAGUAGCAUGGCCAACAAUGAGUGAAGGAAUAUUUUGUUUGUUAGCUUCUUUGUUUUUAAGGAGCAGGUUUGAUUGACUGUUGAGCAUAAUUAAACAUUGGUCAAACACAUUGUGUGAAAUCCAAAAGCUACCUUUUAAAGGAUGAGGAUGAUGUUCUGUGUAUUGAUAUUGUGAAGAUAUCUAGCACUGAAAUAUCGCUAUGUUUUGGAAUCUGUUUGUGUUUGUGUGACCUGUAUGUGGGUGUAUAUGGGUGAUUAUUGCACAAAUUGUCUUGCAGAAGGAAGGGGCCACUUCCACUGUCUUAAAAGCUUUAGUUUCAAAUCACUGUUGUGCUUCUGUUUAUAUUGAAGUUCCAGUUCUUUUGUCAAUUUCACAGAAAGCACACACUGUGUUGGAAAUUACCUUCACUAUCACUAUCUUUGAAAAAGAAUUGAACUUUUAUGACACUAGAAAGAUAAAUUCAGACAUCUUAAGCAUUAUUUUUGUUGUCAUUAAAUUGCGAACAUUCAUUUUAUGGCAUGUAGCCGUGUACACCUGACUACAAAACUAGAAACCCAUGUACAAUGUUUUAUAGUCAAACAGGCCUGUAAGAGAACUCUUUAGACCUUCAGACCAUAUUAGACCGGUGUGAGAUGUAUAGUAAUUUAUUUUAAUCUGUAGUUUUCAAUCCAUAGUAUAGGAUUGGAUAGCAUAGACAUCUUAUAAUAAUAUGUCUUCCCCCAUUGAACAAGAAGUAGAAAAAACAUUUCAAAAGAGUGCAGUCUACCACAACACCACCACAAAAUACAGCCUCAAGAAUUACCCAAAAGUUGAGCUAGUCUAAACAACAUUCAAACCUUACAAGUAUCACAAAGGAAGCAUUUAUUGCACAACUGUUGUAUUGGAUAGCAUUAGGUUGCACAGAUAUUUAUAUUUUUCUGGUCAAUGUGUUGACUACAAUAUGGAAUAUCACCAAUACGUGGCCAACUACCAGUUGUACUACCACAGCUAACAAAAAGCAUAAACAAUAUACUGUACAGAUGUUUCUUUUUUGUACCAGUUCAUAAUAAUGGAUGUAUUUUUAACAAGCAAUCUCAAGAAUAGUCUGGCUCAACAGAUGUACAUUACUGGGAUAAAGCCUGACGGGUGUCCAUCGCUGAUCGGGUUGUUUUUAUAACAUUGUUAGUGACAUCUGUUGGUAAUGUGCAUUGCAUUUUGAAUUGUUUUUACUCCAUUAUUUUCUUAUAAAGUAUAGUAUCAAAACAAGAUAUUUGCAGUGCACACAGGAGUAUAGUGAAAAAGACACACUUGAUUUUACAGGUACAUCGAUUUAAUUCAAAGAUUAGUACGACAUUUUCUUUGGCUAAUCAGUAUUCAUCUUUAUUAUGCUGUUUGUUUUUGUGUUAAUGCGUGUUUUAAGUUCUUAUUUCAGAAAGGAAGUGGAACUGGAUUGCUUAUGUUCACAGGCUUGUGGUUAGUUGUGUAAAGCCCUUUUUCCAUUUCCUCACUUUAAGAAUCUAUUCAGCUCUAUUUUCUUUUGAACAUACCCUAAACCUUUGAAAUUAAAAAUAAACUUGUUUCCUGUUAA
Molecule: messenger RNA, 2686 nt
Organism: Perca flavescens (yellow perch)
Lineage: Eukaryota; Metazoa; Chordata; Actinopteri; Perciformes; Percidae
Product: adenosine receptor A1
Exons: 2
Coding region: 151-1143 (330 amino acids)
Biological process (GO): G protein-coupled adenosine receptor signaling pathway
Cellular component (GO): plasma membrane; dendrite; synapse
Molecular function (GO): G protein-coupled adenosine receptor activity
Source: RefSeq, a predicted model, not a curated record